AUGGGGGAUAAGCUCACCACACAUGCCCAGAGCAGUGGCUCUGCAUGGCCACUGGUCACCAUGCCCUUCUUUGAUAUCCACGGCGAUGAUACUCGAGUCAUCGCGCACGUGACCUACUUUUCCGUUUGCCCAAUCGUCAUGGAACCAGAGAAGAGCGCUUGGGAAGAAUACGCGCUCAAUAACCAAUGGUGGCUUGUCGGAAACCAGACGCAUGCCCACACGGAACAAGAAAUGCAAAACCUAUCGGCUGCCGUAGCAGCUGAGAACAGUAUCCCCGAGUACAUCUACAGGGUCGAGGACCGCAAGCCCACUGCGACAAAUGUGGGACCGGGCCCUUACACUCCCCGGUGGCAAAUGUCACCCACGCCGAAUGAUCCCGUUCCAGUCAACUUUGAUGUAGUUUCUUCCAAGGGCUCCAUGGAGUUCUUUGAGUUCAUGAUUGCCAACGAGAAACCCGUCCUUUCCGGCGUUAUCACGGAGGAUUUCACCAACACCGCAAUGCUGCAUCGGGAAGCGGACAUUAUUGACAUGGCACCCAAAAGUUUCAUGUUCUACCCCAUUUUCGAAUCAUUCGGCCAAGAUGCGGCCGUGGUGGGCAUGUUUGAAAUCUAUCUAGACUGGCAGCUCUUCUUGGCGGAUCUCCUCCCAGAAGGGGAUACGGGGCUCUUCUAUGUCCUGAACUGUUCCUGCUCGGGGAUGUUCACGUACGAGCUCAACGGUGGCAAAGUGCACUAUGUUGGGAAGGGGAACCUUCACGAUAUCUUCUACACGCAUUUGGGACAAGAAGUUCAGCGAAAUGAGGGGGUCGUUCAGCUCCAGCAUGCCAGAAGUCUUACUGUGAUCAUUGCAGUGGUGUUCUUUGUGAUGGCUUUUGUCUUUUUUUCCUAUGACAAGUACGUCCAAAAACGCCAGGAAAAGGUGUUUAGGCAGGCUGUGAAAACAAACCGCAUCGUGUCGAGCUUCUUCCCAAGGAGUAUCCGUGAAAGGCUCUUCAACCAAGAUGGUGGCGAAGGGGACGAAAACAGCAGCAGGCGCCGUCGAUCUUCUACAUGGGCUGGAAGCUUGCGUCUCAAGUCUUAUUUGAACGAUGGCGACGAUGGAACGAGUGUCGCGGCGGAGGAUGAUAAACCGAUCGCCGAUCUCUUCCCAAACUGCACGGUUCUGUUUGCUGACAUUGUGGGUUUUACUGCUUGGAGUUCCAUGCGGGAGCCAACCCAGGUUUUACUUCUGCUGGAAACCAUCUAUCGGGCUUUUGAUGAGAUUGCCAAGCGACGAAAGGUGUUCAAAGUGGAGACGAUUGGGGAUUGCUAUGUUGCUGUGACGGGAUUGCCAGAACCCCACAAACUCCAUGCUCUGGUCAUGGCCAAAUUUGCCAGGGAAAUCAUGUACAAACUUCAUGAGGUCACAAGAAGUCUUGAAGUUUCAUUGGGCCCAGACACUGGGGACCUUUCCAUGCGAGUUGGACUGCACAGUGGACCUGUCACUGCUGGAGUUCUGCGUGCUGAUCGCUUGAGAUUCCAAUUGUUUGCAUCGUCUAUUGGGGACUCGGGAGAGAAUUUCGCAGAGGAAAGUGGUCAAGGGUUGUCCUACUAUGAUAUUCCGAGGAAUCAAAAGGAGAGUGAUCUGCCGAGGAAAACCCGUCGCCUCGUUGAAUGGAAUGUGGAUAUCCUACACCGAGUUCUACGACAAAUUGCAGCGACCCGAAAGGUCAAGGAUAGACAGGUGAAAAGGACCAAAACAUUGGACAAGAAUGCCACCGAAAAGGCAAAGCCAACGAUGGUGCUGGAAGAGCUUUCUGAGGUCAUCCAGUUGCCACGAUUCUCUUCCAAGGUUGCUCAAGUUGUUGCCAACGCUGAAGAAGAACCAGUUCCUCCCGUCGUUGUGAAUCAGCUCCACAACUUUGUUGCAGAACUCGCCGCCAUGUACCAUGACAACCCUUUCCACAAUUUUGAGCAUGCAUCCCAUGUUACAAUGUCUGUCGUGAAGCUGUUGUCUCGAAUUGUGGCUCCAACUGAUCUGGACGUCGUGGAUGACGAAAACGUCAAUGAGAAGGCAUUCAUGAAAUCUGUUGCUUCCAAGUUGCACGACAACACGUACGGUAUCACCUCGGAUCCACUUACCCAGUUUGCAGUUGUCCUAUCAGCUUUGAUCCAUGAUGUUGACCACUUGGGCGUACCCAACACUCAGCUUGUGACGGAAGAGACGGCCACAGCAAUCCGCUACAAGGGCAAGAGCGUAGCCGAGCAGAACUCUGUGGAUGAGUCUUGGAAUCUGUUGAUGAUGCCAGACUAUUCAGAGUUGAGAAAAGCAAUUGCUGCAACUCAAACUGACUGGGAGCGCUUCCGACAGCUGGUCGUCAAUUCUGUGCUGGCCACUGACAUUGCAGACAAGGAGCAAAAACAGUUUCGAAACGCCCGUUGGGACAAAGCCUUCAAAGACGACUUUCGAGAACAGCAACAAAGAUCAGCUUUGCAUCUUGGCGCUUACUGUCGAGUCGAUGCAUGCCCACGGGAACACAGCCGCCAACGUACCGAUGUCUUGAAGCUACUUGUCUCAUCGAUGGACAGGUAG
Messenger RNA from Seminavis robusta, 2571 nucleotides. The record is from the annotation of a GenBank genome assembly. NCBI's taxonomy places the organism in Eukaryota, Bacillariophyta, Bacillariophyceae, Naviculales, Naviculaceae.